GGAGUAAGCCACGUCGGCCACCAGAAAAUCGCCCAACCUCUCUCUCUCUCUCUCUCAUGGCCGCCGCCUCCCCAAUCCGAAUCAGAAACCACCCCCUCUACUUCCCCUGCCCUCAACAAACCUUCAUUCUAUUCCUCCCAUUUACCCUUCAACUUCGACAAAAUUACGCAUCCGGUCCCUAACAAAAGGAUUUCCGAUCUCCUGUACUCUCACUCCGUAAUCAACAACUCGCCAAUUGGAGGAGAACGACCAGAGGACAACCAUGGAGCCCGAACCCAAGCCCGUUCUGCUGAGACCUGACCCGUUCGGACGGUACGGUAAAUUCGGCGGGAAGUACGUGCCCGAAACUCUCAUGCACGCUCUCACCGAGCUCGAAUCCGCUUUUCAUUCUCUCGCCGGAGACCAAGAUUUUCAGAAAGAACUGGACGGGAUACUGAAAGAUUAUGUUGGUAGAGAGAGCCCUCUUUAUUUUGCAGAACGGCUAACUGAGCACUAUAGGCGUCCCAAUGGCGAAGGGCCGCAUGUUUACCUCAAGAGAGAGGAUCUUAACCACACUGGUGCCCAUAAAAUCAAUAAUGCUGUGGCUCAAGCUUUGCUUGCAAAACGCCUGGGGAAGCAACGCAUUAUUGCAGAAACUGGGGCUGGUCAGCAUGGAGUCGCCACAGCCACCGUAUGUGCUCGAUUUGGUUUGGAGUGUGUUAUUUAUAUGGGAGCUCAAGAUAUGGAAAGGCAAUCUUUAAAUGUCUUCAGAAUGCGACUUCUUGGAGCUGAGGUUAGGGCUGUUCAUUCUGGUACUGCCACAUUGAAAGAUGCUACAUCAGAGGCUAUACGAGAUUGGGUGACUAACGUGGAAUCAACCCACUAUAUCUUGGGAUCUGUUGCUGGGCCACAUCCAUACCCCAUGAUGGUUCGAGAUUUUCAUGCGGUGAUUGGCAAAGAGACAAGGAAACAAGCAUUGGAAAAAUGGGGUGGGAAACCAGACAUUCUUGUUGCCUGUGUUGGUGGAGGUUCAAAUGCCAUGGGACUUUUUCAUGAAUUUGUGGAAGAUGAAGAUGUUAGGCUGAUUGGUGCUGAAGCUGCAGGUUUCGGAUUGGAUAGUGGUAAGCAUGCUGCUACCUUGACUAAAGGGGAGGUUGGUGUGCUGCACGGAGCUAUGAGCUAUUUAUUGCAAGACGAAGAUGGGCAAAUAGUUGAGCCUCAUUCCAUUAGUGCAGGCCUGGAUUACCCUGGAGUUGGACCAGAACACAGCUUUUUGAAAGACUUAGGGCGUGCUGAAUACUAUAGCAUCACAGAUGAGAGGCGUUGGAAGCCUUUAAGAGAUUAUCUCGACUAGAAGGCAUAAUUCCGGCACUGGAGACAUCACAUGCUCUUGCAUAUCUGGAGAAACUGUGUCCCACCCUCCCAAAUGGUACUAAGGUUGUGCUUAACUGCAGUGGCAGAGGAGAUAAGGACGUCAUGACGGCCGCUAAAUUUCUGCAGGUUUAAUUGUCAUUCCUCUAGGAUCUUAUGACCUGAAGGGUUCAUCCUUGAGAUUUAGCCCAACUUUUUUUCUGAUGGAUUUUCUGUUUUCUGAGAGUUUCUGUGUGUUGUAUGAAUGAAUUUUGUUAUUCCAAUUUCUGAAACUAAAUUUUUUGGGAUAGGAUCAAUCUAGCCAUCUUGUACGAGCAUGCAAAACUCGCCAUCUUGUAUGAGAAGCAAAAGUAAGUUUCUGUU
This is a messenger RNA of Rhododendron vialii, 1713 nucleotides long. RefSeq names its product tryptophan synthase beta chain 2, chloroplastic. The transcript has 5 exons. The record is from RefSeq and is a predicted model, not a curated record. Gene Ontology annotation, cellular component: cytoplasm. Bases 263 to 1333 code for a protein of 356 amino acids. Gene Ontology annotation, biological process: L-tryptophan biosynthetic process. NCBI's taxonomy places the organism in Eukaryota, Viridiplantae, Streptophyta, Magnoliopsida, Ericales, Ericaceae. Gene Ontology annotation, molecular function: tryptophan synthase activity.